UCAGUAGUUCGAUAAAAAAUGAUAUGAUAUUUGUCGAGCGUCUGGAAAUCUACAAAGAUGGAGUGAAGUUGGUCAUUGUGAUUAGUAGCGAUCUCAAAUAUACUCAUGAAGGCGCUGAAAGUCGAGCUCUGAAUGUAGCUGAAGAAAUUCGAAAGAAAGGUGUUAGCGCACCAAUUUGUGUUGUUGCUCAACAGGAUAAUCGAAAGAAUGAUACACACAACAAUCCCGAGGAGGUGCAAGGCAAUAUUUUGGCCUUCUACGGAUCUGACGUAAAAGCAUCGACUCUUCUAGUAGAUAAAAAUGAUAACAGCGAAAUGUUGAAAAUAAAGUUUGAGGACUGGAAGGAGGAAUUGCUCUUUCUUAACAGUCAUCAAGUAAUAGCCUUUCAUUUUACUGUGGUCAAUGGCACUGAACCGGAAGAUAGCGAAGAGAUAUUCAGUAAUACAUUCCCAGACAUUCCAUUGAGUACGUUACGUUUACUUGAUGAAUCAUCGAUGACUGGAGUAAACUAUCAAGUUGGAACGAAGUCUGAUUUCUAUGUCGGUCCCGUGUAUGCAGUUGUUGGUUUUCGAAAAUUCGGUGGAUGA
Messenger RNA from Loa loa (African eye worm), 587 nucleotides. RefSeq lists its product as hypothetical. The record is from RefSeq and is a predicted model, not a curated record. Lineage: Eukaryota; Metazoa; Nematoda; Chromadorea; Rhabditida; Onchocercidae. The transcript has 5 exons. Bases 24 to 587 code for a protein of 187 amino acids.